AAAGGAAAACUUACCGAUAUCCUGGCCCCGUACGCCCAGCUUUGCGCACGCGCUGCUGGAGGUCAUAAUGCAGGUCACUCCUGUCUCGCCAACGGUGUGUCUUAUAGCUUCCACUUGCUCCCUUCGGGUCUUAUCAACCCCAAAUGCAUGAACUUCAUCGGCACCAGUGUUGUCUUUCACGUCCCCUCCUUCUUCCAGGAGCUCGAGGAGUUGGAUGCCAAGGGUCUUCCCAACGUUUACGACCGUAUCCUGGUCUCGGACCGUGUGCACAUUGAUUUCGACCUUCACGCCGCUGUCGACGGACUCGAAGAGGUCGAACUUGGAGAGCGCAAGGUUGGAACGACAGGAAAGGGCAUCGGACCUUCCUACAGUACAAAAGCUGCUCGAAGCGGUAUCCGACUGUCCGAGAUUUUUGACGAGGAGCUUUUCGAAUCCAAGCUCAGAAGGCUGGCCGCCGGCUACGCCAAGCGAUACGGUGACCUUCUCAAGUACGACGUCGAGGAGGAGAUUGCCCGGUUCAAGGAGUAUCGCCCCAAGCUUGCCAAGUAUGCCGUUGACGCUGUGGCUUUUAUGAGCUCGGCCCAGGAGAGCAACACCAGCAUCCUCAUCGAAGGAGCGAACGCGCUCAUGCUCGAUCUCGACUGGGGCACUUUUCCUUAUGUGACUAGCAGCUCUACCUGCUUGGGAGGCUGCAUUGCAGGACUUGCCCUUAACCCAACCAAGAUUGAGGAAGUCAUUGGUGUUGUCAAGGCGUACACGACCAGAGUCGGAUCCGGCCCUUUCCCCACUGAGGACGUGACUGAGGAGGUUGGCGUAAAGCUUCAGGAUGUCGGCCGUGAAUGGGGAACUACCACCGGUCGGAGACGUCGAUGUGGAUGGCUCGACCUUGUUGUCGUCAAGUAUAGCACAGCUAUCAACCACUACACGGCACUGAACCUCACAAAGCUCGACAUUCUGGACGGCUUCGAGAAGAUCAAGAUCGCUAUCGCUUACAAGGACGAAAAUGGCGAGGAUGUUCCUUCUUUCCCGGCGGACCUCAAGCGUCUUGAGAACGUCAAGGUUGUCUACCAUGAGAUGGAUGGCUGGAUGAAGCCCACCACCGAUGCCAAGAACUACUACGACUUGCCUAAGCAAGCUCGGGAGUACAUUGAAUUCAUCGAGAAGUUUGUCGGUGUCAAGGUCAAGUGGAUUGGAACCGGUCCCAGCCGUGACUCUAUGAUCAAGCGGUCUUAG
Messenger RNA from Fusarium vanettenii 77-13-4, 1233 nucleotides. RefSeq lists its product as uncharacterized. Gene Ontology annotation, cellular component: cytoplasm. Lineage: Eukaryota; Fungi; Ascomycota; Sordariomycetes; Hypocreales; Nectriaceae. Gene Ontology annotation, biological process: 'de novo' AMP biosynthetic process; IMP metabolic process. Gene Ontology annotation, molecular function: nucleotide binding; adenylosuccinate synthase activity. The annotation marks the transcript as partial. The record is from RefSeq and is a predicted model, not a curated record. The transcript is spliced from 20 exons.